UUACAUAUUCCGUACUCUAUUUUGUUUCCUCCACAUUUCAUUUCAUAGUAAGAUUUUCAUUUCAAUUUGCUACCUUCAUCAAUCAGUGUGACUGUGAACUCAUCCUUUUUGGCACGUCUCUGUAAAAACCUCAGAGAAGGCUGUGUAUUUGGAAACGAUGGCUUCUGCAAAAGUGGUUGGGUUUGCUGGCUUGGAUGAUAUCAGCUUGGAAUUGGCUUAUUCUCUUCUCAGUUCCGGCUAUUCCAUCCAAGCAUAUGAGGCAUCCAGUCCUUCGAUCAACAAGUUUUCAAAAAUGGGCGGUAAAGUAUGUGACACCAUAACUGAGGCAGGGGAAGGAGUAGCUGCUUUGGUCAUAUUGGUAUCUCAUAACGAUCAAGUCAAUGAUGUAAUUUUUGGUCAUGGAGGUGUUUUAAAUGGGUUGAGCAAAGAUGCAGUAAUUAUUCUCCAUUCAACUAUAUCACAUUCAGACAUCCAGAAGCUACAUGGAAGUCUAAAAGAAAAAUAUGAGAUGAAUUUUGUUGUUGAUAUGUAUGUCACAAAGGCAGUUUCAGAAAAUUUGAACGGGGAAUUAAUGAUUAUUUCUUCUGGAGUGCUGGAAUCCAUUUAUAGAGCACAAGCUAUUCUUUCGGCAAUGUGUGGAAAACUAUACAUCUUUGAGGGUGAACUUGGUGCUGGAAGCAAAAGUAAAAUGGUGAUUGAGCUUCUUGAGGGGAUUCAUUUUGUUGCUUCUGUGGAGGCAAUUUCUCUUGGCACUCAAGCUGGGAUUCAUCCAUGGAUAAUUUAUGAUAUUAUAAGUAAUGCUGCUGGAAACUCAUGGGUUUUCAAGAACUAUGUUCCCCAUAUGUUAAAGGGAAGACUAGCAAAACAGCAUUUCCUUCAUGUUCUUAUUCAGAAAAUUGGUACUGUUUUAGACAUGGCAAAGUCAAUGAUAUUCCCGCUUCCUCUUUUGACAGUUUCUCAUCAACAACUUGUAGCAGGAUUCUCACAAGGGAAAGAAGACGAUUCUUCAUUACUCAAGGUUUGGGAGCUAUUGCUAGGGGUAAAUAUCAGUGAAGCAGUCGGUGCUGAAAGUUACAACCCUGAGGAACUGGCUGGUCAAUGUAUUGCCAAUUCCGAUACUGUGAAAAAAAUUGGGUUUGUAGGUCUUGGAGCAAUGGGAAUUGGCAUGGCAACUCAUCUAUUGAAAUCAGAUUUCUCUGUCAAUGGGUUUGAUGUAUAUAAACCUGCACUAUCUCGAUUUGCAAGUGAAGGUGGCUUGACUAGUGGCUCCCCUGCAGAAGUAGCACGAGAUGUUGAUGUACUUGUUGUAAUGGUCACCAAUGAAACUCAAGCUGAAAGCGUUCUUUAUGGAAACAGUGGUGCCGUGCCAGCACUUCCAUCCGGAGCAUCUAUCAUCCUCUGUUCCACGGUUUCUCCUGCAUUCGUCAGCCAACUGGAGAGGCGUUUACAAAAUGAACAGAAGAGUUUGAAAUUAGUAGAUGCUCCUGUUUCUGGUGGUGUAAAGAAGGCGUCUAAUGGAACACUUACGAUAAUGGCAUCAGGUACUGAAGAAGCCCUCAAGCAUUGUGGUAGCGUUCUUUCUGCAUUAAGUGAAAAGCUUUAUAUUAUAAAUGGAGGCUGUGGGGCUGGAAGUUCUGUGAAAAUGGUAAAUCAACUGCUUGCUGGAGUUCAUAUUGCAUCGGCAGCUGAGGCAAUGGCAUUUGGUGCACGGUUGGGACUUGAUACAAGAUUGUUGUUUGAUGUUAUAAAAAAUAGUGAAGGAACAUCUUGGAUGUUUGAGAACCGCACUCCACAUAUGGUAGUGAAUGAUUAUACACCAUUGUCUGCACUCAAUAUCUUUGUAAAAGAUCUGGGCAUUGUUUCUCGCGAAUGCUCAUUACGUAGAGUCCCACUUCAUCUUUCCAAUCUAGCACACCAAAUAUUCUUGGCAGGUUCUGCGGCUGGAUGGGGUAGAUUGGAUGAUGCUGCCGUUGUUAAGGUGUAUGAGACACUGACUGGAGUAGCUGUUCAGGGGAAACGUCCAGAUCUCAGCAAAGAAUCUGUCUUAAAAUCCCUUCCAUCUGAGUGGCCCGAGGAUCCCAUCAAUGAUAUAUGCAAACUUAUUGAAAACAGCUCAAAAACUUUGGUUGUUCUCGAUGAUGAUCCAACUGGGACUCAAACUGUCCAUGGUAUUGAGGUCUUGACAGAAUGGAGUGUUGAAUCACUUGUUUUGGAGUUCAGAAAAGGGCCUAAGUGCUUCUUCAUUUUGACCAACUCCAGGGCACUAGGUUCAGAGAAGGCGAGUGCACUUAUAAUAGAUAUCUGCAGAAACUUACAGACUGCAGCUAAGUCUGUUGAGAAUGCUGACUUCACAGUAGUGCUAAGGGGGGAUUCUACUUUACGUGGUCAUUUUCCCGAGGAACCAGAUGCUGCUGUGUCUGUACUAGGGGAGAUGGAUGCAUGGAUAUUAUGCCCAUUUUUCCUGCAAGGAGGUCGUUACACUAUAGAGGAUAUACAUUAUGUUGCAGAUUCCGAUAGACUUGUUCCUGCAGGUGCGACAGAAUUUGCAAAAGAUGCUGCUUUUGGCUAUAAAUCUUCCAACCUUCGUGAGUGGGUGGAGGAAAAAACUAGAGGGCGCAUACAAGCUGGAGCUGUUUCAUCUAUUACUAUCCACCUUUUGAGAAAAGGGGGGCCAAAUGCCGUUUGUGAACAUCUCUGCAGUUUGAAGAAGGGCACAACAUGUGUAGUCAAUGCAGCUAGUGAGAGAGAUAUGGCGGUAUUUGCAGCUGGGAUGCUUCAGGCAGAAGUGAGAGGAAAACGUUUCUUGUGCCGAACUGCGGCUAGUUUUGUUUCUGCUCGGGUAGGAAUUAGGCAAAUACCUCCAAUUUCACCUAACGAUGUUGGAAUAAACAAGGAAAGGAGUGGUGGACUGAUAAUUGUGGGCUCAUAUGUCCCAAAAACUACAAAGCAGGUUGAAGAACUGAAGUUGCAAUUCGGUAAUUUGCUGAAGACAAUAGAGGUUUCAGUUGAUAGAGUGGCCAUGAAGACAUCAGAAGAGAGGGAGGAGGAAAUCAAUCAAACAGCUGAAAUGGCAGAUAUAUUUCUUAAAAGUCGUAAAGACAUUCUAAUAAUGACCAGCCGAGAGCUUAUUACUGGGAAAACUGCUUCUGAGAGUUUGGAGAUCAACUUCAAGGUUAGUUCUGCACUAGUUCAGAUUGUUCAGAGGAUAACCACAAGGCCCCGUUAUAUAAUUGCAAAGGGUGGAAUAACCUCAUCAGAUAUUGCAACAAAAGCGCUUGAGGCAAAGCGUGCCAAAGUUGUUGGGCAAGCUCUUUCUGGUAUUCCUUUGUGGCAGCUAGGUCCUGAAAGCAGACAUCCAAAAGUUCCUUAUAUCGUCUUCCCUGGGAAUGUUGGUGACACUAAAGCUCUGGCAGAGGUAGUGAAAUGUUGGGCUCAACUGUCCAGAUCAUCAACUAGAGAUCUUCUUGUGGAUGCUCAAAAGGGAGGAUAUGCUAUCGGAGCUUUUAAUGUCUACAACAUGGAAGGAAUUCAAGCAGUUGUUGCUGCAGCAGAGGAUCAAAGGAGUCCUGCUAUUUUACAGAUUCACCCUAGUGCUUUCAAGGAAGGAGGAGUUCCACUGGUUGCAUGCUGUGUAGCUGCUGCACAACAUGCUACUGUUCCAAUUACGGUUCACUAUGACCAUGGAAGCUCCAAGAAAGAGUUGUUGGAAGCUCUUGAGAUGGGAUUUGAUUCAGUCAUGGUUGAUGGCUCACACCUCCCAUUUGAAGAGAACAUUUCAUACACAAAAUACAUAUCGGUGUUGGCACACUCAAAAAAAUUGUUGGUGGAAGCUGAGUUAGGAAGAUUGUCAGGUACAGAAGAUGGCUUGACGGUGCAAGAUUAUGAAGCUAAGCUAACUGAUGUGGAUCAGGCUAAUAACUUCAUUGAGGCUACGGCGGUAGAUGCAUUGGCGGUGUGCAUUGGGAAUGUCCAUGGGAAAUACCCUCCAAGUGGCCCAAAUCUCAGACUGGAUUUGCUAAAGGAUCUGUACGGUUUGUGUUCAAAGAAAGGGGUUCAUCUGGUUCUCCAUGGAGCUUCUGGAUUGUCGCAGGAAAUCAUUGAGGAGUGCAUAAAGUUAGGAGUUAGAAAGUUCAAUGUGAAUACGGAGGUACGUAAGGCUUAUAUGGAUACGCUCAGUAGCACCAAAAAAGACCUCCUUCACGUGAUGAGCUCUGCAAAGGAAGCCAUGAAAGCCGUGGUUGCAGAGAAAAUGCGUCUUUUUGGAUCAUCAGGGAAAGCACAUUGAACGCUAGAUUGCACAACAAGACAUCAUGACCAUAACAGUAUUUGCCCGCCCCCUGAUGCUUGAUCUUUCCUCAAUCGUAAUCAACCACUAAUUCUUCUACGUGACCGAAUAUGUUGUGGUGUUUAACUCGUUAUGGCAAAUUGUACACUUUCAUUUGUUCUUAUUAUCAAUUACCUUCAGCAUUCAAUAAAUAAAUAAAGCUCUACACCAGCCUUAUAUAAUAACGUCAAGGGGUCUUUGGAAUUCAUUGUGCUUGUAUUUCUGAUUCCGCUUCAAAGUGCUUUUUGAAAGAGCAUAAGCACUUUAGAAAAGUAUUUCCAAGCACCUCCUUAAAGGCUGGUAGUGAAGUUAGAGAGGCAAAUUUCAUCAUUCAAAUAUACCGAAUGCCCAACCAUCACAAUUUUUGCAUAUUUGCAAUAUUAAUUAUUAGGACCCAUAACAUUGUAAGUUUGUUUACAAUGUUAAAGGUUUAUAAUCUAGACGAGAUUGUACAGUAGGUUGGAAAAAUUCAUACUUGAACUAAUCAUGUUAAUUUUGGAAAGUACCAAUAAAAAAAUCUUAGUUCUUA
This is a messenger RNA of Cuscuta epithymum, 4853 nucleotides long. The record is from the annotation of a GenBank genome assembly. Lineage: Eukaryota; Viridiplantae; Streptophyta; Magnoliopsida; Solanales; Convolvulaceae.